Messenger RNA from Helobdella robusta, 2036 nucleotides. RefSeq lists its product as hypothetical. The record is from RefSeq and is a predicted model, not a curated record. The transcript has 3 exons. The coding region runs from base 1 to 1131 and encodes 376 amino acids. Lineage: Eukaryota; Metazoa; Annelida; Clitellata; Rhynchobdellida; Glossiphoniidae.
AUGAACAUGAAUGCAAAUUUUUUAGCGGGUAACAACAACAUCUACAACAACAACAACAACAACAACAAUAACUUUAACAACAAUAAUAAUUUUAAUUUUAAUAACAAUUUCAACAACGCAAGCUCACACGCAUUCCUAAACCCAAACAACAACUACAGAAAUAUCGACAACAGUGCUUACAACAACGUGGAUGUUAAUUAUUCAAGAAAGUUUAACACUUCGCAACAGUUUUUUGACUUAAACUACAACCAACCAUCGAUUUUCAACGGCCACAACAACAACGACAACAACAACAACAGAAACCACAACAGCGACAACAACAGAAAUAACUACAACAACGACAUUUAUUUGCCUUCUGCGAACGCUUUCACAGUUUCAGCAUCAUCGAUAACAUCAACAACCAACAACAACAACAAACCAGCAAAAACCAACUCCACAAACAACAACGUCAACAAUUACAAAACAACCUCCCCAACCUCCUCCUCCUCUCACAGCAAACCGAUUAUCUCACUUAACGUCGGUAUCUUAAUCGGUAUCGUCACAUCGGUCACCGCAUCUCUAAUAAUCGUGUCGAUAUGUCUGUACCAUCGCUACAGGAAGCGUGAAGAAGGCAGCUACAAGAUCGAUCCACCGAACACUACCGCCACCACUAACUACCUAUACUGCACGGGCACCUCGAGUCACAACAGCAUGCUGAUGAUGAUCAACUGUGCUCCGACGAAACCGUACCCCGACGAUGAUCUAAUUACAGACUGCAGAAUAAAUAACACGAAUAAUUUCAGCUUAAACAAUGGGAUAAAUACUAGUGAAAGUAAUUUUAACGAUUGCACAGGCGGUAGUAGUAGCAGCGUUAAUAAAAUCAAAAACAGUAAUUUCAAGAAUAUUAGUAGCAGUAGUAACAUCGGUAGUAACAUAAAGUUUAGUGUGGGCAGUAAUAAAAGUAACGUUCAUAAGUUGUGUGCGAAAAAGACGAACAAGCAGAAAAACAAAAACAGCAAUCCCGUCGGCAAAGCGUCAAACAUCAUCAACAGAUACAACAGCAACAACAAAAACGAUAACAACAAGCGAACUAGAGAUGGCAUAAAAAAAUCAACGAGUCGGGAAUGUCAUAUAGAAGUCCAGACCAGAUAACAUUUGACUGUUUAUACACUCCACAAUCAGGAGCUUUCACUCCAAAUUCCCAAAACGUAAUUUUAUUUCAGGGCUAUCUCCAACUCAGUUUUAGGGGCACCUUGAACUCAAAGACCCAUCCCUCCAUAUAUAUCAUUCAUACUGGCUAUAAAAUAUUUAUAUUAAGAUUAUAUAUAAUUAAAUGAAUAAAUUAAUUAUUUGUAAAUAAAUAUAAACAUUAUUUUCAUUACUUUUCGUACUUUUUUUAUUUAAUAAUUUACUUAUUUUUUAGAUAAUAAUGCGUCAUGAUGAGAAGAACAAUCCAAGAUUAGUUUAUUAAACAUGAAGAAAAAGUUAUUUGUAGUCUUGGUUUAACUGAAAUUUAUAAUAAAUGAACAAACCAAAAAUGAAUGAGUGAAUGAAUGAAUGAAUGAAUGAAUGAAUGAAUGAAUCAAUCAAUCAAUCAAUCAAUCAAUGGAUAAGAUAAAUGGAUGAAAGAAGAGCGAGUGAAUGAAUGAGCGAAUGAUCGGAUUAAUUCCAAAAAAACGAAUGGUUAUAAAAACAAUUCAAAAAUUAAUAAUCAAUAGAAAACGUUAAUUAUGUAUGUGUGUGGUGUGUGUGUAUGUGUGUGUGUGUAUGUAUGUGGUGUGUUUGUUUGUGUGUGUGUGUAUGUGUAUGAAGUUAACAGUUAUUUAUUAUUCGUAAGCAAAUGGCAAGCUGUGUAAUUAUAUGUUUUUUUUUCAUGCGUUUACGCUAACGAAUUGUAUUCAUACAGCAACAAAUAGAAAAAAAUUCACAUACAUUAAAAAAAUACAAACAGAAGCAUGCAUACACUUACGUGUUUUUUGUAUGUGUACAUAUAUAUAUUCAUAUAUAUAUAUAUAUAUACAUACAUACAUACAUAUAUAUAUAUAUACAUACACAUA